AUGGGAUCCACGCUUCAUAAUGCUGAGAGUAACACUUCAGAUGUAGGUCACUCGGCCCAAAAUGCAGAGGCUACUGCCACAGCGGUGACGCCAGUGGAAGAUGUGCGCGUUGCACUUCGUCUAGCUGCAUUGAACUCUCUGAAGUCACGAACGUUAUCUAAAAGGGUGCAACGCUCCUCUGAACCUAAAACCAUCUCUGGUAAUCUGUCACUUACGAACACAGAGACACAAAAUGUUCAGCCUGCCACGGUUGAAUCAAAUUCAAACUUCUCUCACAUUAAGCAUGACUCACAUUGCCCCUCCUUUUCAGAUGUUUUAUUUUCCAAAAAGCCUUCCAGACGUCCUAUUAUACCAAAGAGACCUGAUUAUACUGACGUAGAUGCACCAGAGAUUGACGGUGGCAACGAAUUGUCUUACACAUGCGAAGAGAACUUGCUACGUCAAGAUUCGCGAAAUUCACGCAAGCGGAUAUCAUAUGCUGAUGAGUUUAGCUCUCGCCCGGAGGCGCCGUCUGGUGAUGAUGGAGGUGCUUCUUGGCUCGACCGCAUUCAUGGUGCAUCUUCAACUACCGGAUACGGUGAUCAGUGGACUAAUAGUCGAAAGAUGUCUGAGCAAGAGCGGCAAUCCAUAACAGGAAAUUACUCACAACAUGUACGAGCUCCUUCUACACCGUUCUUUGAAUACAAACCACGGCAACCCAUGAUUAUUGAAUGGUCUGACGACGAAGACCAUGAUGCCAGCGAGGUUGACAAUGAAGCUAAAAUCCAUGCCUUUAAUGACGUCCGUUUGUCUCGUGAAAAUCUCGACAUUAUCGGUUUUGUUAAUGCUUCAGCAACCCCUUGCUUGACCAAAGGAAAGCAUUCGAACAAAAAGAAAACUUUGUCAUCACUAUCUGAGAAAGAACGAGAAAUUCAAGCAAUGCUUUGCAAAAUCAAGGCUCUUGAAAAAAAGAAGCAACUUCAGGGUCUUAACAAAGAACAAAUCGAUACCUGUACAGAACUAAAAAGCACGCUAGGAAAACGCAAGGCCAAGGAUGCGGAAUCAGAUGACCAAGUUCAUACUGAUGUUCAUGCGAAUUUGGAACAGUCAACCAAGGUGUGUUUUUGGAAUGAACUGGAGAGUAACAUGGUAAAGCGGGCUCGCAUGAAUUACAGGUCUUCAUUAGCGUGGCUUAAAGAAGGCUUUACUAACGUAUGUCGUGUUUUUUUUUUUUUUUUUUUGAAUACUCAUUAG
Messenger RNA from Malassezia globosa CBS 7966, 1233 nucleotides. RefSeq lists its product as uncharacterized. NCBI's taxonomy places the organism in Eukaryota, Fungi, Basidiomycota, Malasseziomycetes, Malasseziales, Malasseziaceae. Bases 1 to 1233 code for a protein of 410 amino acids. The record is from RefSeq and is a predicted model, not a curated record. The transcript has a single exon.